GAAUCCAUCCACAAACUUUUAUUUAUAUCCUGUGGGGACAGCUACAAGGAGAAGAGGUUUUGUUCUUAGUGAAUUGAAGAAAAGCCACUGUUCUGAGCUGAUCUUCUGCUGUUGGAGUGAGAGCAGAUUUCCAGCGUGGAUGUUGAACCUCUCCAUAGAGGGCUGAACUUCCUGAGUGAUGAAACUCCUCACCAGAGCAGCCCGGGUGGAUGUGGAGGACCCACAACGCUGCAAACAGGCACUGCUGGUUACUGUCCCACCCAGCACAAGCAAAAGCUGCCAGAACAGAGCCCCAGGGCUGUUUCUCAAUGGACAAACAUCCUGACCGCCUGCCAGGAGUCCCUCACGGGAGCAUCACCCGGCCCCGCGAUGACGCCGUUAGACACCGAAAAGGGACAAGAGAGCCACGGCCGCUUUGCCUCUCAACCUCAUCACGCCGGUAACCUCUGUCGCAGCGCGGGGGCCCGUCCAAAACAAACAGCGCCGUGUUUACUCAGCGCCCGGGCCACCGGAUAAACCCAUCCUAUAAGUGCGCGGCGGGCGCGGGGCCGGGCAGUGCCGGGGCCAGAGCGAAACAUGCCGCAGUACGACACGACGGGAGCGCCCAGGGACGGCGCCUGGGCACAGGUGAGCGCGGCGGCCACAGGGACGGGGACGUACCCGAGGCGGGUGAAGGUGGUGGAGGUGGGACCCCGUGACGGGCUCCAGAACGAGAAGAACGUUGUGCCCACCCCUGUGAAGAUCAGUUUGAUCAACAUGCUGUCAGAGACAGGGCUGCAGGUCAUAGAGGCCACCAGCUUUGUGUCCCCCAAGUGGGUCCCUCAGAUGGCUGAUCACACCGAGGUCAUGCAGGGCAUCACUAAGGUGCCUGGGAUCAGUUACCCUGUGCUGACCCCCAACCUGAAGGGAUUCCAGGCAGCGGUGGCUGCAGGGGCCAAGGAAGUGUCGAUCUUUGGAGCAGCGUCCGAGCUGUUCACGAAGAAGAACAUCAACUGUUCCAUAGAGGAGAGCCUGGAGAGGUUCAGCGAGGUGAUGGCAGCAGCAAGGGCAGCCAACAUUCCUGUCAGGGGAUACGUUUCCUGUGUCCUUGGAUGUCCCUACGAAGGGAAGAUUUCUGCAGCUAAAGUUGCAGAGGUCUCCAAGAAGAUGUACUCCAUGGGAUGCUACGAGAUCUCCCUGGGGGACACCAUCGGCGUGGGCACCCCCGGGAGCAUGAAGGAGAUGCUGAGCAUGGUGAUGAAGGAGGUGCCCGUGGGGGCUCUGGCUGUUCACUGCCACGACACCUAUGGACAGGCCCUGGCCAACAUCCUGGUGGCCCUCCAGAUGGGGGUGAGCGUGGUGGACGCGUCCGUCGCCGGCCUGGGGGGCUGCCCCUACGCCCAGGGAGCGUCGGGGAACGUGGCCACGGAGGACCUGGUGUACAUGCUGAACGGGCUGGGCAUCCACACGGGUGUGGAUCUGCAGAAGCUCAUGGACACAGGAACCUUCAUCUGCAACGCUCUCAACCGAAGAACCAACUCCAAGGUGUCCCAGGCAUCCUGCAGACUGUGACACUGAGGGGAGUUUCUCCCUGGAUCGAGAAGAAAGCGAGGAUCUGGCACUGCCUGGAAUUCCUCUCUGAUCUCCAGUGCUCCUUCCUGGCUCAGCACUUGAGAGGGAACUCAUAAUCCACCAGAAUUUAUGAAGAAAUGAGGGAAACGAGAAUAUUAGAUUUGACCUUGAGGAUGUCACCAUUUGCCUUAGGGAAGGGAGGAUGUGGAUGGGCUCUGGUCAGACCAGCAUCCACUGACUCCUGCCUUGAGCCUUAGGCCACCAGCCAGGGAUAAUCCACAGUUUUUCCAGCUGGAGCACUUCUCCAGGUCGGGCUUUCCCUUCCCUUCUCACUACAAAUGUUAAGCCUGAGUCAAAAGCCUCUGAAUGUCCUGGGGCAGCCUUGGACAGUCUUACAGGGACUGUGGCAAAGGACAGUGUAUCUGUUGUAAGAUACCUUUAAACACUAGGAUAAGAAACAUUAUUUAACAUUCUGAACAAAUCACGUUUCUAAUAAACUGAACCAGUUAAA
Pseudopipra pipra is the source of this 2062-nucleotide messenger RNA. RefSeq names its product 3-hydroxy-3-methylglutaryl-CoA lyase (gene HMGCL). Gene Ontology annotation, biological process: ketone body biosynthetic process; L-leucine catabolic process. NCBI's taxonomy places the organism in Eukaryota, Metazoa, Chordata, Aves, Passeriformes, Pipridae. Gene Ontology annotation, cellular component: mitochondrion. The transcript has 9 exons. The record is from RefSeq and is a predicted model, not a curated record. Gene Ontology annotation, molecular function: hydroxymethylglutaryl-CoA lyase activity. The coding region runs from base 577 to 1551 and encodes 324 amino acids.